Mollisia scopiformis is the source of this 1563-nucleotide messenger RNA. RefSeq lists its product as uncharacterized. Lineage: Eukaryota; Fungi; Ascomycota; Leotiomycetes; Helotiales; Mollisiaceae. The record is from RefSeq and is a predicted model, not a curated record. The transcript is spliced from 2 exons. Bases 1 to 1563 code for a protein of 520 amino acids.
AUGUUGCUCACUCUUAAACAGCCAGCAAAUCACGGCUACAAGGUCUAUUCUCCUCCUACACCACCCUCGAGCUCUCGUUUCUUGGUAGCAUCGCCCUCGACUGGACACUCACUUGCUACCGUCCCUACCAACAACAAGUCUCUCCCGCCUUUGCCCUCAAAAUCAAUGUCGGGCCCGCAUAGAGGUCUGCCUCCUCUAAAUUUACCUUCAGCUCAAACUCAACAACAACAUCCACCGGCACCGCCAGCACCUAUAGGUCAACCACCUUUAGGACAACUGCCGGCUCCACCACAACAAUGGCAAGGUGCCGAAGAGUCGAUGAGGAAUUGGCUGCACGCAAAAGCCGAAGAAGACAAGAGGAAGCAAGAGGAAGAAAAGACAAGACAAGAAUCGCUUCGUUUGGAGCAGAGGAAGAUCGAGCAAGAUAUGUUGAGACAGUCUUUGAAUGGAGGCAUCCCGCCCUACAUGAUUCCAAUGGUUUUUGCUGGAAUGGGAGGUGGAAAUCUUCCAAAUGCUAGCUUGGAAUGGGCCCAGCACUACAUGGCACAGGCGCACCAUCUUCAGCAGCAACAACAGCUCCAGCAGCAGCAGUUACUUCCAUCACAAGGUCAAACUUCUCCCGAGCAGGUCCAGCGCAGAGAUUCGAGAGCAGUAGGCCCUCCAUACGGUACUCAGCAGCAUCCAGUCCCUAUCACCCUUCCAUCAACACCAAUAGGUCCAGGAGGCUCUCAGCAGGGUUCCAACUUUCCACCCAGCUAUCUGAUGUCCCCAGCAUCUCGAUCCCGUCAGGGUCCUCAAGCGCAAAGUUCAAUUGCCAGGCCGCCUCAGACGUCUCACUUACCUAGGCUGAAUACGGGAGAAAUCCACAUCCAGCCACCUCCGGCAGGUCCAAGCAUGCAAAUUCUCCCAGGUCAACCAGCAAGUCACCCAUUACAGCAGUCACAAUCAGUUCAACAGCAGGAGUCACAAUCUUCUCCAUCAAUCUAUUUUCACCACUGGCAGCCGCCCACAACGCAAGCAGGCACAUCGAAUCAUACCUCGUCCCCAAAGAAACGCAAGGCUACUGGACCUCAACAACCUGCACCGCCACCAACUUCACAACCACAGUACACCUCUCCUCCCUUCUCACGGACAGGAUCGUCAGUCUCGAACACACCUUCGAGCCGACGAAGAGGGCACUCGAGGCAGAGAAGCGAUAUGUCCUCUCGAGGGCUGGAUUCGUACGGACGACCCUCCAGUCGCCAAGGUGGCUUCACUUCGCGUGGUCUCGCGUCCCCAAGCCAAGCUCAGAGUGGAGAGCCAACGCAAGUUUCUACUAUGUCUGCAGAAGCUCCGCGACGACGAUCCGGGGGUUCACACCCCGUCUCCUCGCUUUUGGAGCAGAGCGAGUCGCGGCCACAGUCGCAAGCACAUCCGCAAUCUCAAGCAUCACAACAACAAACGCAAGGCGAUCCUCAGUACUCGGCUGGACCGGAGAUGAGGCACGAAGCACGUCGUUCGUCGGUGGAGGGAGAGAGCUCUCGAGGAGGAAACGUUAUCAAGCGAGAUGAGGGGCGAGAUUGA